This is a messenger RNA of Puntigrus tetrazona (Sumatra barb), 2899 nucleotides long. RefSeq names its product syndecan binding protein (syntenin). Gene Ontology annotation, cellular component: cytoplasm; plasma membrane. The record is from RefSeq and is a predicted model, not a curated record. The transcript is spliced from 9 exons. Bases 566 to 1468 code for a protein of 300 amino acids. Gene Ontology annotation, molecular function: protein binding. NCBI's taxonomy places the organism in Eukaryota, Metazoa, Chordata, Actinopteri, Cypriniformes, Cyprinidae.
UGUAUCAGGUUGCUAUGUAUUAUGCAUUUCUUUUACAUAGUGAGCCUACGUAAGGUACAUUCUUUUCAAAACCAGUAAAACCAAUACUUUGUAAGAUGCGCAUAAACUCAUGCUCAUGAAACAUGCUCAUAAGAUGUAUAUGUUGUUUAUUUGGUAAUUUUGUCUGUUUUGAUGUAGCGUAGUGAUUGAUUAGUUUGAAGUAGCGUCUCGUUGACAAUUAUUAUUAUUAUUAUUAUCAUCAAAAACAUAUAUUUUAUUAAAAAUGUUGCAGUCCAGCAGAAAAACACAGUCCACGCGUUUUCCUGUACCGAGAGCACAGCUAUUUUUAGUCGAACGAGGGCGCUCACUCAGGGGAGAUGUGCUGACUUGCUCUCGAGUAUAGGCUGCGUUUCCCUCAUCCAGCGCACCCGAGGAUAUUACAUCCAUUACGCUUGAGAUCCAGAGAACUGAAUCAGCUGUCAUACGUUUACCAUCAAAUAAACCUGACAGACGAGCACCGAAGCCAUACAAUACUUUAUUGGUUCGCCUUCUUCAGCGUCAAGAAAAUUCAUCCAGUGUGCACGAAAUGUCGCUGUAUCCAUCCCUAGAAGACAUGAAGGUGGAUAAGUUCAUGAAGUCGCAGAACACUCCUACUGCAAGUCCAUUAAAAGCUUUACCUCCAGCAGAACCCGAGCCUUACUACGAUACAAAGUUCGAAGAGAUAGGUACUUCCAGCAGGUUGUACCCUGAGCUGAAUGAGUUUAUGGGUCUAAAUAUCAGUGAAGAAGCUCAACAAACUCUUUCCUCUUCGGUUCCUGACCAGACCAGUGGGGCUCUUAGUGUCUGCACGUAUGGAAUGAGCUGGGCGGCAGCCCCCAUAACAGGAAGUGACCUGGGGGUGAAGCGGGCAGAGAUUCGACAUGGCGUGCGGGAGUUGGUGCUGUGCAAAGACAUGGAUGGGAAGAUUGGUCUCCGCCUCAAAGUCAUAGAUAAUGGCGUGUUUGUGCAAUUAGUGCAGGCUAACACUCCUGCAGCACUGGCUGGGCUGCGCUUUGGUGAUCAGAUUCUGCAGAUCAAUGGCAAAUCUUGUGCUGGCUGGAGUAGUGAUAAUGCACAUAAGGAGCUUAAGAACGCCAACCCAGAGAAGAUCACUUUGGCUGUGCGAGACAGGCCAUUGGAGCGAACUCUUACUCUUCACAAGGACAUGACCGGGCAGCUCGGCUUUCUUUUUAAAAAGGGUCGAAUCACCUCAAUAGUAAAAGACAGCUCAGCUGCACGUAACGGCCUCCUUACUGAUCAUCAGAUCUGUGAGAUCAAUGGUCAGAAUAUAAUCGGACUGAAGGACUCCCAAAUCACAGACAUCCUUAAUUCCAGCGGUGGGGUUGUCACGGUUACUGUGAUGCCAGUGGUCAUCUUUGAACACAUGAUGAAAAGGAUGUCCAGCAGUAUUGUAAAGUCGCUAAUGGACCAUUCUAUUCCUGAAGUGUGAGAUCGUUUGGAUCAAACUGUACAGUUGAGGAUGAUUUGGUCACAGUUUUUGGAGAGCUCGCUUUUUGUUUGGAGCACAAGUUCAGUUGUGUCCACAAUCAUGUUAUUUUAGGUUUUUAGGUAUGUUUGAGAGGUGGUUGUCAGGCAAAGAAAGCAAAGAAAUCACAAGAGUUAUUUGUUUUAGUUUUUCCUUUGAAUCAAUAGUGUACCCAAAAAUGACAAGUUCUGUAAUCAUUUACUCACCUUCAUGUUGUUCCAAACCCAUAAGCCACAUAAAAGAAAAUGCUUUUGUCCUUACUCUGAAAGUGGGGUUGGAUACUUUUGAACCUAACAAAUGCACAAAACCAUGAAAGUUAAGAUAAUUUUCUAUAACUUACUCUGCUAUAUUUUAACUCAUAUGAAGGCAAAAAUAGUGUGGAACACAAUGAAAUGUCAUUAUGCACUGAUUAAAUUCAUUAUUCCCUCCAUCUGCCAUAGCUGUCAAAUGUCAUUCACAUUUUUGCAUAUUAAAACUGGUUAAUCAUGAUCAGUCAUCACACACAACAAACUAUGCUGUUUGGCGUCAUUAAUGCCAAAGUUGGUGUGACUUGUCUUCAUGCUUCAAAAUUACAUAAAUGCAAAUAGGGAGCUAGAGUGGAGGUUUUCAGCAAAUAACAACUUAAAGAUUUUUUUAUACAAGACUUGGAAGACACACAAGUGAUAUGGUAGUUUUAUGACAUGUUCAUAGUGCUUUUUUGAUUUGAAGUACUUCAUGUCGUCAUUUAAUAUUCUGCUUAGCUUAGAAUAAGGUUUGGAACAACAUACUGUAAAGAUUUGUAAAUAUUGAAACAUUUUCAUUGUUGGGUAAUGCCUUUAAUUUAUCUCCUUCCUCUUUAGAUAUUUUUUGUUAAAACUGAAGCAUUCAGAAUUGUCAUAAACAUGCAAUACAGCAUGUUGAUGCUGUAAAUCGGUCAGAAUAAUUAUGCUGUUUAAAUUACAUUCUAAAAGCCAUUAAAAACUAUGCACUGAUGAAGAUAGUUUUUUGUAUAUAUAUAUAUAUAUAUAUAUAUAUAUAUAUAUAUAUAUAUAUAUAUAUAUAUAUAUAUAUAUAUAUAAACAAACAAUACAGAAUUCAGAGAUUAAUUAUAUGACAACUUUAUGUUUAAGAGUUGUAUUUGCAGUCCAUUUUGUGACCAUGCAUUCUUUCUUCUUGUUCUUCAUGUUUAUGGUUGUGUGGCCUGUGUUAUGUGCUACUUAAAACAGUUGUUUUCUUUCUUCACCAGAACUUGAUUUUUUUUUCUUGGUGUCUCUGGAGAUAUGAUUACACCAGCAGAUCGUUUUGCUAUCUGUCUAUUACAUUUUCAUCUAAAACCUCUUUAGACAGUGUGAGGCUGUCACACAUGUAAAAUCUAUUUUCACUGGUUUCAAAUAAAACUAUACAUUUUAAUUUUAA